AAGCGGCAGCUGUCCGCAGCACAGACUAGGGGCGGAGAGGUGGAGGUCUGCGCCUUGGGGUUCGUGAACCCCGCGAUGGACCCGGACCGGACAGUCGCGCGGCGGAGGUCAUCGUUGCGGCUGCUAUUGGUGGCGCUGCUGUGGUCGGGGCUGGCUCUGGGCACCUUCUCCUUGGGCAGCAGUUCCCACCGGGUCCUCCACGACCUCAUGUCGGAGGAGCAGUUGCUGAAGGUGGAGGACUUGUCCCUGGCUCUACUGCAGGGCGGAAGGAUGGGGCCACUGUCACUACCCCCAGACUUGCCGGAUUUGGAUCCCGAGUGCCGGGAGCUGCUGCUGGACUUCGCCAACAGCAGCGCAGAGCUGACCGGGUGUCUAGUGCGCGGCGCCCGGCCGGUGCGCCUCUGUCAGACCUGCUAUCCCCUCUUCCAACAGGUCGCCAGCAAGAUGGACAACAUCAGCCGAGCCGUGGGGAAUUCCUCAGAGAGUCAUAGUUGUGCCAGAAGUCUCUUAAUGGCAGAUAGAAUGCAAAUAGUUGUGAUUCUGUCUGAGUUUUUCAAUUCCACAUGGCAGAAGGCAAAUUGUGCAAAUUGUUUAACGAACAAAAGUGAAGAAUUAUCAAAUAGCACAGUAUACUUCCUGAAUCUGUUUAAUCACACCUUGACCUGCUUUGAGAAUAACCUUCAGGGGAGCGCACACAGUCUUCUUCAGUUAAGAAAUUAUUCGGAAGUAUGCAAAAACUGUCGUGAAGCAUACAGAACUCUGAGUAGUCUGUACUGUGAAAUGCAAAAAAUGAAUGAACUUGAAAAUAAGGCUGAAUCUGGAACACACUUAUGCAUUGACGUAGAAGAUGCAAUGAAUAUUACUCGAAAACUUUGGAGUCGAACUUUCAACUGUUCAGUCCCUUGCAGUGACACAGUGCCUGUAAUUGCUGUUGCUGUGUUCAUUCUCUUUCUACCUGUUGUCUUCUACCUUAGUAGUUUUCUUCACUCAGAGCAAAAGAAACGCAAACUCAUUCUACCCAAACGUCUCAAGUCCAGUACCAGCUUUGCAAACAUUCAAGAAAAUUCACACUGAAACCUACAGAAUGGAGAAUUGACAUCAUAUCCCAUGGAUGAAUGGUGGAAGACACAGCUUGGUCCAAAAGAAGAUAAACCGUGAUUUAACAAGUCAAGUUCUUAAGAAAUGCAAGGACUUCAGAUUUAUUUUUAAAUAAGAAUUUUCAAUUUUUCUUUCCUGUUCCACCCCCUUUUUAAGGGUUUGGGUAUUUUUAAUUUACAGGCAUAGCAAUGUUGUCUAUUUUAAAGUGUAUUUGUUAUAAUAACAAAAGAUGCAAGAACAAUCUUGUUUUAUUUUGUAGGCAUAUUGUUACUAUUUGAGACUUCCAGUAUCUCCUUAGUUAACAUAGUAUCUCUAGUAGCAAAGUUUUUGAGAACUAACGUUUAAAAAUUAAUCAGUUAUAGCAAAGACUUUGAAAAAAAUUUACUUGCCGAAAAGUAGCAAGUCCAAAGAUUAAGUUUCUCACCAUUGCAGUAUUAUUGUCACAUAUAUUUAAUAUGUCAUAUAUUACAAAUAAUAUGUAAUUCAAUCUCUGGUUUCCUUAAAGUCAUUUUUGAAACCACUAGUUAUAAACCUCCCCCAAAAUUUUUAGAAAUGGAAAGGCACAUUACAUUUAUCUUUGUAAAAAGAUUUAUGGUAACUGGUUUCUUACUUGACUUUUAUAAAUAGUGUUUUACACCUUAUUUUUGCCUUUAUUUCAUAAGUAAUUUGAAAUCACUGGACUGCUUUAUUAUAUUCAGGGCAAGAUGGAUUCUUUUUAUACCAGGUAUUUGCAUUGUGGAUUAUAUUAUUUGGCAAUUUAUAAUUUAUUACCACUUUAAAUCAAAUGUAACAUUGUCACAAUGUAUUUAAAUUAUGAUUUUUUAAUAGGGAUUUUCUCUUGGGAUAUAUGGGGAGUUUGGGAGGGGAGAAAAAGGAGGAGUGAAAAAAAGCUUAAGAUUCAGAAAAUAGACAGGGACCGGAGGGGAUGCUCACUAUAAGAGUAUUGAAUGGUUUGUACUGGGGGGCGUGAGUCAGAAAGAGAAUCUGAUACAGAAAGUAGUUCAGUUAAGAUGAUGCUUAUUUUUUUUCUAAAUUAUUUAAAUCAGAUAAAAGUGAUAUAUGAUUGAAAUGAAGUCAGAUAGUUCACACUCGAAAACAAAUUCCUUUUUGGAAUGUUUAUAUCAACCUUUCAAAAAAAGCUUCAUUUCAGAAUUGUUCACAUUUUUUUCCCUCAGGUUUUUAGCAUUAGGUGUUUCACUUGUUAAUUCCUUCUAGCUGUCUUGGUGGAAAUAGGCUUUCUUUUCUUUUUCUUUCUUUCUUUCUUUCUUUCUUUUCUCUCCUUCCUUCCUUCCUUCCUUCCUCCCUUCCUUCCUUCCUUCCUUCCUCCCUUCCUCCCUUCCUCCCUUCCUCCCUUCCUCCCUUCCUCCCUUCCUCCCUUCCUCCCUCCCUCCCUUCCUUCCUUCCUUCCUUCCUUCCUUCCUUCCUUCCUUCCUUCCUUCAUAUAAAGCCUACUUUAUAUAGAAAAACAGUUUGCUUAAUUGGUACAAGAAUCUGAAUCCCUUUAUACACUGUAAAAUGCUCUUAUAGAGAGACAAAAAAGUGUUUUUAUUAUUUUUUAAAAUGUUUACCAUAUAUGCAGAGUGAAAGAGAAGGCUCAUCCUUGGAUAUGCAACAUAUCCAAAAGCUGUUACAGUUUUUCUAGUCUGCUGUGAUCCAUUUAAAAUGUGCUGGGGUUUAUUCUGCUGUUACUGUUCAUGCUGCCGAUGCUAAUAGCACUGUCUUGAUUUGAAGCAUAUGGUUGAGGGCCAUUGAAAGCAAUCUUUCAUUAAUGCAGAUAAAAUCAGUUUACAUGUACAAAGUUACAAAAUGGCAUAUCUGAUUCUGUAAGAAGUGACUCUUUGAGCACCUUUUAAUAUCAUGUAUUUCUGAAAACCAUUGCUUUUGGAUAUGGUUGCUAAUAAGCACUUUACAAAAGAAAAGGCAGCCUUUAAUAUUUUUCUGGUUGAGUCAUUGCUCUUUAGAAGUAGCAUCAGCAAUAGAUUUCAAAAAUAAGCAU
Molecule: messenger RNA, 3094 nt
Organism: Eubalaena glacialis (North Atlantic right whale)
Lineage: Eukaryota; Metazoa; Chordata; Mammalia; Artiodactyla; Balaenidae
Gene: OSTM1
Product: osteoclastogenesis associated transmembrane protein 1
Exons: 6
Coding region: 76-1074 (332 amino acids)
Biological process (GO): osteoclast differentiation
Cellular component (GO): cytosol
Source: RefSeq, a predicted model, not a curated record